This is a messenger RNA of Syngnathus typhle (broad-nosed pipefish), 3013 nucleotides long. RefSeq names its product ST3 beta-galactoside alpha-2,3-sialyltransferase 8 (gene st3gal8). The transcript is spliced from 9 exons. Bases 217 to 1302 code for a protein of 361 amino acids. NCBI's taxonomy places the organism in Eukaryota, Metazoa, Chordata, Actinopteri, Syngnathiformes, Syngnathidae. The record is from RefSeq and is a predicted model, not a curated record. Gene Ontology annotation, molecular function: beta-galactoside (CMP) alpha-2,3-sialyltransferase activity.
CCAACCCCCCCAAUCAUCCCCAAGCAGCGAAGACGAAGGCAGACGGACCUCCGGUGGCGAACCAUCACGAAGGCGGCCUAGCGGACAGGACAGGAAGCCAACGCCCUGGCCGGGCCUCGGUGGAGAUGAAGGCGAGGCCAGCCCAAGCUCGCCGGAGGUGCGGAUGUGCUCGGCCAAAGUGCUAGCAGGGCCCGCGCCCCCCUCGCACCUCCGGCCAUGUUGUUGAAGAGGAAGCUAUGCGCGGUGCUGGCCAUUGCCGCCGUACUCCUCCUCAUGCUCGCCAGCCACAGCAUCCAGAGGAGACCCUUCUUGUCGCUGUCUUUUGCCACGCCCACACGAGACGCCAGCGGUCAGGAGACGGCGCCUCCUGCUGACGUCGGCGACACACACGAAGCAGUCGUCACCGCCACACCUGAGAAGCGGCCGGCGAAGAGCGAUGCCAGUCGGGAGACGAGGCCCUGCGCUUGUCCCGAGUCGUGCGUGUCAGACACGAGUGCCUCCGACUGGUUCCGCCUUCGCUACGAUGCUGGACAGCGGCCCGUCCUCCGCGACGCGAGCGAACGCUUGGACCCGGACGCGCUCGACUGGUGGCUGAGUCUCCAGCGUUCGGGCAACGACGGCACACUGCGGGAAGUCAUGUCGCAGAUGUUCCAAAUCAUCUCGCCGCGUCCCGUGGACUUUGCGCCGCAGCCGUGGCGUUGCCGCACCUGCGCCGUGGUGGGGAACUCGGGCAACCUGCAGAAGUCGGUGCACGGGAAACUCAUCGACUCCCACACCUCUGUCAUCCGGAUGAACAAGGCGGUGACGCGGGGCUUCGAAAAGGACGUGGGGAACCGCACCACGCAUCACUUUGUGUACCCGGAGAGCGCCGUAGAUGUGGAGCGCGGCGUCCACCUCAUUCUGCUGCCCUUCAAGCUCCGAGAUAUGGAAUGGCUGACCAGUGCCCUCUCCACCGGCCACAUCAAAAUGACGUACACGCGGGUGAAAGAACGGGUAGAAGCCGAUAAAGACAAGGUGUUGGUGGUGAGCCCGGCGUUCUUCAAGUACGUCCACGAGCGCUGGACGGAGCGUCACGGCCGCUACCCGUCCACCGGGAUGCUGGCCAUAGUCUACGCGCUGCACACCUGCGACCAGGUGUCGGUGUUUGGUUACGGGGCCGACAAGCAGGGCAACUGGCACCACUACUGGGAGGAGAAUCGCUACGCUGGCGCCUUUCGCAAGACGGGCGUCCACAGCGCCGACUUUGAGACGCAAGUCAUCCGGCGGCUGGCCGAGGAGGGAAAGAUCCGACUGCACGCGUGAACCAAGCGGACGCCGUCCGUACUGGCCGGGCCUCCUUUGACACAGAACCCAAGCGGCCCAAAUUCUCCUCGUCCAUUUUGUGCCUUUUUCCCACAAGACUAUGGAGUGUCCUGUAAACACAAAAAAGACUGCUCUGAGAUGGGGAAUGACCACAUAACGGGGCGGGGGUUGUAUUAGUUAGCAAAAAAAAAAUAAGGAUACCCCCCCCCCCUUUUCUUUUUCUUUUUUGUCUGAGCACUUUGCCUUAAGGAAAUGCCAGCCAUCUUGUGGCUUUACAACUCGUCUUUUUGUUCAAACUGAAUGGCUGACAUCCAGUAAGUAUUUUGUUCCCGUUUUUGUGGUGCUUAGUCUUGUAUAUUCCAAUUUCAUUUGAAUUAUUCUUUCCUCAAGAAUUGGACACCACAUGGUGACGAGCCCUUUGCAAAUUUUGAGGGGAAAAGCCCAAAUUGAAUACAUUUUGGCUUUCGCCAGUUCGCAUUGGUUUCUGUUGCGGUGCAUUCGCUGUUUUUGUUGUACCAAAGGUCAACGCCCCCUGUUGGUCUUGACGUGUACUGUGAAUGUAAAAGUCGUUCUUCCGUGGUCAAUCGUGUGGUCAAUCGUGUGCCUGCGUGCUAAUAUUUGCGUGCAAACGACAAUGAAGGAAAUUGAGCACCGCGCAGUGAUUUUUCUUUUUUUUUUUAUACAGUAUUUAGCAUGCUGCCUAAAUUGUUUCUUUCAAUGUUUUUUUUUCUGCUUUUAUUUUUUCUUAAUUUCUUUAUAUGGGUUAUGUGGAAAGGAAGAGAUGAGACGUGCAUUUACAAAUAAGUAACAUUUACAUAAUCAUGAGGCGGCACUGGUUAGCACGUCCGCCUCACAGUUAAGUGGAUGUGCGUUUGAUUCCACCUCCGGUCCUCGCUGUGUGGAAUUUGCAUGUUCUCCACGUGCCUGCGUCGGUCUUCUCCCAUAUCCCAAAAAUAUGCUUGGUAGGUCGAUUGAGCACUUCAAAUUGCCCAUAAGUGUGAGUGCGAGUGAGGAUGGUUGUUUGUCUCUGUGUGCCCUGCGAUUGGCUGGCAACCAGUUCAGGGUGUUCCCCGCCUACUGCCCGAUGACUGCUGGGAUAGGCUCCAGCGGGGUCGCGACCCCCGUGGGGACAAGCGGUACAGAUAAUGGAUGGAUGAAUCAUGUUGGCUUAUCAACCAGUUUGUUUUAAGUUGACCUGUUUGUAUUUUUCUAAUGCCAAUUAUGAAAAUGGAUACAUUUCAAGGGAUAAGAAGUUCAAAUUUAGGUUUUGCUAAUGGCUUACUUCCUGCACACGUCCCAAUUCUCUUCACUUUUGUUAAUGCUCUAUAUUUGUUCCAAGACCUUUGUCCAUGAGGCCUGCUUGACAUGCAAGACUUUGUGAAUUUGUAAAGGCACUGCUGCCACUUGGACUGAACAAGAAUGAGAAAAUAAAACACAUGUUUUGAACGGCACUGCGAACUUUUCCACUGUUGGGCAAGCUAGCAAAAUAUUUGUUGGGGUUCCUUCAAGGUUGCAAAUGCUCGUAAACUGUUCCCCAACAGUUUUAGUUUUUUCCCCUUGUUGCAAGCACAAUUUGAAAAUGUACAAAAAUUUUCCAUGAUUUGAAUGAGGUAAAAUAACAUGCUUUUUCUCUCGAGUAUAUUGUUAGAAUCAUUUGUUUCAGAUGUAAUCAUUUUCUGUAUAAGAAAUUAAAUUUGGUGUUCAAAAAGUA